Messenger RNA from Laccaria bicolor S238N-H82, 1476 nucleotides. RefSeq lists its product as uncharacterized. The transcript is spliced from 6 exons. Lineage: Eukaryota; Fungi; Basidiomycota; Agaricomycetes; Agaricales; Hydnangiaceae. The record is from RefSeq and is a predicted model, not a curated record. Gene Ontology annotation, molecular function: iron ion binding; monooxygenase activity; oxidoreductase activity, acting on paired donors, with incorporation or reduction of molecular oxygen. Gene Ontology annotation, biological process: ergosterol biosynthetic process. The annotation marks the transcript as partial.
AUUCCUCGCAGAGCCUCCGAACCUCCUGUUGUCUUCCACUGGCUUCCUAUCAUUGGUUCGGCCAUCUCGUAUGGAAACGACCCCCUGAACUUUUUCUUCAAGUGUCAAAAAAAAUAUGGCGACGUGUUUACAUUCAUACUUUUUGGUCGUCGCGUGACCGUUGCUCUGGGACCUAGAGGGAACAAUUUUAUUCUUGGUGGAAAAUCAACGGUGCUGAAUGCCGAGGAUGCUUAUACUCACUUAACUACCCCCAUCUUCGGUAAGGACGUCGUCUACGAUGUCCCUAACGAGGUCUUCAUGGAGCAAAAGAAGUUCGUCAAAGUUGGCCUUUCAACCGACAAUCUACGCGCCUAUGUUGGUAUGAUUGAGGAAGAAGUGGAAGAGUUUAUGAGGAACGACGCCGCCUUCAAAGUAUUCCAGCAGAACGACAUUAACGAAUGGGGCACAUUCGAUGUCGUCAACGUCAUGCAGGAAAUCACGAUUCUUACCGCAUCAAGGACUCUUCAGGGCAAGGAAGUUCGGGAGAACCUCGACAAGGAGUUUGCGCAUCUCUACAAUGACCUCGACGGUGGAUUUACCCCUCUUAACUUUUUGUUCCCCAACUUGCCGCUUGCGAGCUAUCGAAGGCGCGAUCGGGCACACACGAAGAUGAGCGCAUUCUAUGUUGACAUUAUCAAGAGGCGCAGGGCUGGCCACGAUGAUCACGAACACGACAUGAUUGCUGCACUUAUGCAACAGGCUUACCGGUCGGGCAAACUCCUCAAGGACCAUGAAAUCGCCCACAUCAUGAUUGCCCUUCUCAUGGCAGGGCAACAUACGAGCUCCGCCUCCGGUUCAUGGACACUACUCCACCUUGCCGCCAAUCCCCAGGUUGCCGACGCCCUGUAUCAAGAACAAGUCCAGCACUUCUCUACUCCUGAUGGCAAGCUCCGUUCAAUGACUUAUGAAGAACUUCGCUCUCUCCCUAUCAUGGAUACCGUCAUCCGCGAGACUCUCCGCCUCCAUCCUCCCAUCCACAGCAUAAUGCGCCACGUCCGUGACGACGUGGCAGUCCCUGCUACGAUCUCUGCUCCUUCCAAAGAUGGCAUCUACAUCGUGCCGAAGGGCCACUAUGUUCUCGCUUGCCCUGCUGUCAGCCAGACGGACCCUCGUGUGUGGAAAGAUGCCAACGAAUGGAACCCCUCUCGCUGGAGCGAUCCCGAAGGCGUUGCAGCGCAAGCGUUUGACACCUACGCUGAUGUAAAUGGCGAGAAGAUCGAUUAUGGAUUCGGUGCCGUCAGCAAGGGAACGGAGAGCCCUUAUCAGCCAUUUGGUGCGGGGAAACAUAGGUGUAUUGGUGAACAAUUUGCAUACCUCCAGCUGGGUACCAUCAUUGCCACCGUCAUCCGCAAUAUGGAACUACGCAUCGAAAAGGUUCCUGAGCAUAAUUAUCACGUAGGUCUUUCCUUUGCAAACCAAUUAUCUCCAUGUCACUGA